CAGUAAAUAGCACAUUGUUAAUAUUAAUUUUGUACACCCGCUCUACACAACAAUGUCUGACGAAAGAGCAAUACCAUCCAAGGGAAAAAUGAAAUAUUAUUCUUCAGAAGCAACUUCAAAGUGUACUUCGUGUGAAGAUAUAGGAAAAAAAAUGGACACGAUACUGCAGAUUUUGGGCGAGCAUAAAAUUUUGCUAGAUCGCAUUGGUUCCCAAAACUCGAUUGUGCAAAACAUUAUGGCCAUCUUCCCAAUAAACACGGACGAAAGUCUAAAGCAAUUAGAAGACUUAUUAGCAACUCAGUCAGACCCAUAUAUUCGCCAAAUGAAAAAUCUCAUUGGUGGCAACGUCGCACGCAAUUUACACCUUGUAUUUGGGAAAUCUAUUAUAAUGAAUUACAAUGUGGAUGGAACUUUUGGCAAGAAAAGUUUAUCUAAAUAUGGAAAAGUCCAUGCAGCAAUAAUAGAUGUAAUAUCAACGUACGACAAGUGUGCAGACAAGGCUCUAAGAACAGCUUUUCAACGUCAAAAAAAGAAAUUCUUUAAAGAAAACAGCCGCAGGAAUGCAGAAAUAAUAUAUAUAUAUAUUUUUGCCUUGUGUUUUUUCUAUUGUAAGACUGAAGAAAAUGAAUUUAAUUAA
Messenger RNA from Musca vetustissima, 637 nucleotides. RefSeq lists its product as uncharacterized. NCBI's taxonomy places the organism in Eukaryota, Metazoa, Arthropoda, Insecta, Diptera, Muscidae. The coding region runs from base 53 to 637 and encodes 194 amino acids. The record is from RefSeq and is a predicted model, not a curated record. The transcript has 4 exons.